Molecule: messenger RNA, 1488 nt
Organism: Komagataella phaffii GS115
Lineage: Eukaryota; Fungi; Ascomycota; Pichiomycetes; Pichiales; Pichiaceae
Product: Cytoplasmic aldehyde dehydrogenase, involved in ethanol oxidation and beta-alanine biosynthesis
Exons: 1
Coding region: 1-1488 (495 amino acids)
Molecular function (GO): aldehyde dehydrogenase (NAD+) activity
Source: RefSeq, a predicted model, not a curated record
AUGGCAAGUCCCUUAAGCAAAUCAAUUGCCUUUCCUACCGGACAAAAAUACGAUCAGCCAAUUGGCCUCUAUAUCAAUGGUGAAUGGCGUGAGUCAAAAGACACCAUUGAUGUUAUUAACCCAUCCAAUGGAGAAGUGAUUACCUCGGUCUACGCUGCCCAAGAGAGCGAUGUUGACAAUGCUGUUUCUAGUGCCCGAAAAGCAUUCAAAACUUGGAAAAAGCUAGCUGGAGAAGAGCGUGCAACCUUGAUGAACCGUUUAGCAGAUCUUUUGGAGAAGAACGCGGAAACUGUAGCUGGAAUUGAGGCCUUGGACGCAGGCAAACCCCAGUUCUCUAACGCUCUCCCUGACAUCGAAGGAUCCGUUAGUAUUUUGAGAUACUGCGCAGGUUGGGCUGACAAAAUUUAUGGCAAUGUAAUUCCGUCAGGCCCAGAUAAACUGUUGACGUCGAAAAGGAUUCCCUACGGUGUUGUCAGCCAGAUUGUUCCUUGGAACUAUCCGUUGAAUAUGGCCAUGUGGAAAAUUGCUCCCGCACUGUGUGCUGGAAACUGUAUUGUCAUCAAGUCCUCGGAAUCUUCUCCACUUUCUUUGCUGUACUUUGCUGAACUAGUAAAUGACGCCGGGUUCCCACCUGGUGUGCUAAACAUUAUCAGUGGACUAGGUUCAGUAGCUGGUGCCCGUAUGGCUAGUCAUCCAGAUGUCGAUAAAAUAGCCUUUACUGGGUCCACAAAAACAGGCAAAGAGAUUCAAAAAUUGGCCUCCUCAAAUUUAAAGACUGUUACUCUAGAAUGUGGAGGUAAGUCUCCGUUGAUAGUCUUUGAUGAUGCCAAACUGGAUCAGGCAAUCUAUUGGGCUGCGUUUGGAAUAAUGUACAACACAGGUCAGAUUUGCACGGCAAACUCUCGUGUCUUGGUGCAAGACACAAUCUACGACGAGUUCAUUCAAAAGUUCAAGGCUCAUGUGCAGGAAAACUGGUUCAUCGGGUCUCCAUUUGAUAAGAAAUCCACCAUGGGGCCUGUGAUCAACAAAUCUCAGUUUGAGAAGGUUAAAGGUUAUAUCCAGAAGGGUAAGGAUGAGGGUGCAAAGUUAGUUAUUGGAGAUGAACCAGUUACAUUUGAGAGUGGUUACUGGAUCCAUCCAACUAUUUUUGUUGACUGUACUCAGGAUAUGUCGAUUGUGAAGGACGAGAUAUUUGGGCCCGUAGUUGCCAUCAGUAAAUUCCACUCUCAGGAAGAGGCAAUUGAGCUAGCCAAUGAUACGGAAUACGGUUUGGCAGCUAUGGUUUUUUCUAAGGAUAUUGUCACAGCCAAUACCGUUGCCAGCCAGUUGGAGGCUGGAACUGUGUACAUCAAUUCUUCAAAUGAUGAUAAUAUCCGUGUUCCAUUUGGAGGGUUCAAGAUGAGUGGUACUGGUAGCGAGUUGGGAAUGGAAGGAGUGUUAGCGUACACUAAAAUCCAGGCCAUUCACACUAACCUGACCAGAGAUUAA